Messenger RNA from Menidia menidia (Atlantic silverside), 3804 nucleotides. Lineage: Eukaryota; Metazoa; Chordata; Actinopteri; Atheriniformes; Atherinopsidae. The record is from the annotation of a GenBank genome assembly.
CACUGGACAUCUUUGGAAAAGGGGUCCACGUCGCUGGGGAGCUGGUUGUCAGUUUGCGGCGGAGAAAGUGAGCGCCGUGCGUAGGAGACGAGUCGUAAGAAAGAAAGUUGAGUUAAAAAGCGCUGAAAGGGCUCUCAGCUUGCGCAGCGGGGAAAAGCAAGUCUUUAUUUGAAGAAAAAAAGAACAACUAUAGUGGUAAAAAAAAAAAAAAAAACGUUCUUACUUCCUUUCUGCUGCUUCGUCAAGUCGAUGCGCAAAUGUGGCCACAGGUAUUGUGCAGAGACUCAGCGGUAGAGAUUGCUCAUUAUUUCCUGUUCUCUUCACAAAACCAAACCUGGCCGUGGUUUUUCUGACACCUAACGGGCGCAGUGCCAUGCUCGCCCGUGCCAGUCGUCAGAUCUCACACAAGGAAUGGCUUCGCCCAAGACUUUACGAGAAUGGUGCCGAGUUACAUGCGCCGGUUACCCCGACGUGGAAAUAAAGGACAUGUCAUCCUCAUUCAGGGAUGGACUGGCAUUUUGCGCCAUCAUCCACAAGCACCGACCUCACUUGAUUGAUUUCAGCUCCCUCUCCAAAGAUAACGUUUACGAAAAUAACAAACUGGCAUAUGAGGUUGCAGAAACCAAACUGGGGAUCCCUGCACUGCUGGAUCCGAAGGACAUGAUCCUCACCAAGGUGCCCGAUUGUCUGGGCGUCAUCAGCUACAUUUCUCAGUACUAUUACUUCUUCAACGGGAAGUCUUAUGGACCCUACAGAUCCUGGUCAUCCCAUGUCGUUGUGUUGAACAACCUCCCAAAGGGUGACAGCACUGAGGAUCAGACACACCUGAAGAGUUUGACUGAUCUGGAAAGCAGCACAGCAGACAGUUUUGCCAACAGCAGGACGCGAACGGUGUGCAGCCUGUGUUUCAAGCCCGUCCACUUCAUCCAGCGGCGCCUGAUCGACGGGAAGGCCUAUCAUCGCAGCUGCUUUAGAUGCAAAGUGUGCCACUGCUCUCUUUUAGCCGGGUCCUACACACAGGGGACCGACACCCGCUCCUUGAUCUGUGCGUACCACGUUACGGAGGCCGCGACCGCCUCCUCUGACAUCAAUAAGCUAAUUAGAUCUACCAAUAACCGGUCCGAGCGGGAAGUCCCGGCGGAUUUUCACUCUCUGGACGGAGUGGCUGUCACAAGCGUGCCCUGUUACACUCAGACGGCGGAGUCACGGGACAGGCCGGUUGGUAAAACCGAUUGGGUGGGAAAGCAGGAGGGGAGCAAAGAGGUGAUCGACGGAGAAAACUCAACCGCCGGACCGUGCUGUCGUCCCCCAUCCGGCAUAAAAGGGGCCACUGUCCAGGAGGUUAAAAACAAGGGUGGCGUGACCAAUGAGGCAGUCAUCAGAUCAGGUGGUGAAGCGAGGAUCUCUGAGCUCUCCUCGCCUCGUGAAGGAGGUCCUGGUCCUGUCCCGGCACCCAGACGCAGCUCUGCCGUCCCUGUUCCUGCACCCAGAGCCAGGACCCCACGCACCAUGAGCGCUGCAGGUAUCGCAGACAGUCAAAGUGAAUCUCAACUCGCCUCUCCUCACGUCACGAGCCCUAAAGUGCAAACCAAUCAUCCGUGGCUGAACAUCGUGCACCCGGGGCCCUGGACGCAGCUGCCUCCCGCUCCAGCUCCCGUACCUUUCCCCCGCUCCAAAACCGUCUCCAACACGCGGGCGGCAGGGAGCGGGCCAAGAGCUCCUCCUCCCAAUCCAUUUGAAGAGGAGGGGGUCGAGGAGGCUCUGCGGGAGGAAGCCAAACUCAAGUCAGCCGACCAGAAUAAACCCUCGGGGGCAGACGUCCAUUCAAAGAGCGGGGACACGCGUUCUGUGCUUGGUGCCAACAAUCCUCCCGUUGAGUCCGUGCAGAGUACCGGAAAGCUGCCAGAUAAACCCCGCCGCUCACAUUUGGCUAAAGGGGGCGGAGAUGCAGCACCUGAAACGGCAAAGGCAGCGACCACCGGCCCAGUGGAGGCUUUAGGUGAGCGGCAGGUGGCUUCAUCAGAUGUUACGGACACACAGGGUCCCAUUUUUCCCAGAAGUCUGUCAGUGCCAGCUAUCACAGCUGAGCCCCCCCAGUCUGACCCAGCACCAGCGGAGCUGAGGGAGGCUGAUGAGCCUCUGACACCACGUCAAAGUAAGACUGCGUGUAAAGAAAAUCCUUUUAACAGAAAACUGGAAAUGUCCAAGUCAAAGACUUUUCAGGACCUCUCGUCCAGUCGGGGCACCGCCCCCGGCCACGGUUUCCCUCUCAUCAAAAGGAAGGUGAAGGCAGAGCAGGAUGUUCCUGUGGAGGACCUGCAGGUCCAGAUGAAGGAACUAGACACAAAACUCAAGGCACUGGAACAACGGGGAAUUGAACUAGAGAGGAGUCUCAGAGGCUGCAAGAAGGGUAAAGAAGAGGAGCAAAUGCUCACAGAGUGGUUCUCCCUCAUCCACGAGCGUCACAUUCUUUCUAGAAAAGAUACAGAACUGGUCUAUCUGUCAAAACAGCAAAAGUUAGAGGACAGACAGGCAGAUGUAGAGUACGAGCUCAGAUGUCUUCUCAAUAAACCCGAGAGUGACUGGAGCCAGAAGGAUCGAGGGCGGGAGCAGCAGCUCAUGGAUGAGCUGGUGGCUAUCAUUGAACAGAGAAACCAGAUUAUCAGCAGUCUGGACCAGGACAGACAGAGGGAAAAAGAGCAAGACAUUCUCUGGGAAGGCAGGAUGGGGAACAAAGACGUCAAGAAAGAGGUACCUAAAGAGCUCAGGAGUUCAAGAGGAAAGUUCAAACCUGCUAAAGUAUUUAAAAUGCUGAACAUUAAAGCAGGGAGCAGCAAGGCCUCUGUGGAGAAGAAGAGCUGAAAAAGCAGUUUUUGCUGCAAAAACAAGUCAGAUUCUGGAUUUAUGCAGCCACACAAUGUUUUUUAUGAUUUUCUUUUCCCUAAGGAAAAGUUUAAUCCAUAUGAUGGACAUGAUUUACAGGGUGAGUUCCAUGUUGCUUCAACAUGCAGAAGAGUUGCCAUUUUACUUGUAGGGACACAUGUGGACUUGCUGUUGUGUGUGGACGUUUUAUUUUUGAGAAAGCUCCCAGAAAUGGAAGAAAUGAACUUUUCCUUGGCAUGUGUCAGAAAAUGUAGAAGUCAAAAAUCCCGGGAAGAAAUUGGAGAUAUCACUAUAAACCUUGUUCCCUGUAGAUAAAAUGCAUUCAAAUAUUUUGUAACACACCAAAAGAAAAUUUAAAAGUUAUAUGAUCAAAAUUCGUGGGUUUUUGUAGACAUUAGUUUACACAACAAAAACCUCAAUUUCACUAACAGAUAUUCCUAAUUUAGGAUCCACAAUGGUUUUGUCAAUCUCUUAUUUAUUAAUCCGUCAUUUUAAAGAAAUAUAUGAAUUGUUAUGGAGGUAUACACUUUGAGAUGUUGACCCUUUUUUAAAACAUAUUUUUGUUGAGACUAAUGGAUAUAUUAAACCCAAUCUCAAUUUUGAUACUUAUUUCACUAUAAUUUGUCUUAAUAUUUUAAAUCUGUACAUAUCAAUUUUGAUAAUAUUUUACUGAAAAACUUCCUUCAACUAAAAGUGGAAUUGACAGUCCUCAGAAAUGAAGGUGUCAUGGUGGUAUCACGUUUGUUAAAAUACUCUAACUAUUUCCCUGUGGCGUCACCUAUUACCAAAAGUUUCCACUUAUUCCAUACUUUCUUACAUGAUGACCUUUACAUCUGGACUGUGACUGUUAGAAUGUUUUAUGUGAGAUUCAGUCCUUUAACGCACGUUGCUUUGGUGACCAAAAAUAAAGAAUUUAAGUCG